Messenger RNA from Gossypium raimondii (Peruvian cotton), 1813 nucleotides. Its product is annotated as protein ALP1-like. The record is from RefSeq and is a predicted model, not a curated record. The transcript has a single exon. Bases 241 to 1614 code for a protein of 457 amino acids. Lineage: Eukaryota; Viridiplantae; Streptophyta; Magnoliopsida; Malvales; Malvaceae.
AAUUGCUUCAACUGAACUCAGAAACAGAGAACCCUUUUUCUCAUUUACAACAUAGAUUUGAGAAUCAAAACAGAAACAUAUAACACUUUGAAUCCAUUCUCAAAGCUAAUGUUUUUCUUCAAAUUCAACUGAAAACAAUCAAACCCAAAAUCCCCAAUUCCACCAUCUUCCCUUCCCCCAAAUCCAAUCUCAAAAAACCCUAAAUCUUUCACUGAAACCCCAUUUUUUUGUGCUCCAUCAAUGGAUGAAACAUUCUUGCUCAUGUUAUCAAAUCUCCUCCACCUUCACAACUCUCUUGAUCCCACCACUUCCCUUCUUUCCCCUUCUUCUUCUUCUUCUCCUCCUACUUCAUCUCCUUCCCCUUCUUCUCCAUCUUCUCUUCUUUCAUCUUCUUCGCCUGCUCCUCUCCUCUUCUUCACUCUCGCUUCUCUCCUUUCUUUCCUCGCUACUUCUUCUAAGAAAGGGUCAUUGGAUUCUUCUCCUUCGUCAAAGAAAAGGGAACCCAAUUCAUCGCCUUCUCCUCCUCCGUCGUCUUCUUCUCACUUCUCCAUCGCCGCAUUCCGUGCUCUCUCGACCGACCAUAUUUGGUCCAUGGAUGCCCCGAUACGUGACGCUGAGUGGCGGUCCUUGUAUGGGUUAUCCUACCCUGUUUUCACCACCGUGGUUGAGAAACUCAAGCCUUUUAUAACCGCUUCGAAUCUUUCACUUCCUUCUGAUUAUGCUGUAGCUAUGGUCCUUUCUCGUCUCUGCCAUGGUUACUCUGCUAAAACCAUCGCUUCCCGUUCUUCUUUGGACCCUUACAUCGUUUCCAAAAUCACUAACAUGGUGACUCGGCUUUUGGCUACUAAGCUAUACCCAGAGUUUAUCAAGAUCCCUGUUUCUCGUCGUAGAUUGGUUGAGACUACCCAAGGGUUCGAGGAGCUUACUUCAUUGCCCAACAUUUGUGGAGCUAUUGAUGGGAGUCCGAUUAAGGUCCGUGGGUUGAAACUUGAUAGGAAUUCGAUGAGUUCUUAUAAAUGCAAAUAUGGGUAUGAUUCAGUUUUGCUUCAGGUUGUUGCUGAUCAUAGAAAAAUUUUCUGGGAUGUUUGUGUUAAAGCUCCUGGUGGGGCAGAUGAUGCUACUCAUUUUAGAGAUAGUUUGUUGUAUAAUAGGCUUACUUCAGGUGAUAUUGUUUGGGAUAAAGUAAUUAAUGUUAGGGGUCAUCAUGUUAGGCCUUAUAUUGUUGGAGAUUGGUGUUAUCCUUUAUUGUCGUUUUUGAUGACACCCUUUUCUCCUGAUGGGGCCGGGACUCCAGCACAGAAUUUGUUCGAUGGGAUGUUGAUGAAAGGGAGGUCUGUGGUGGUUGAAGCAAUUGGGUUACUUAAAACUAGGUGGAAAAUUCUUCAAGAUUUGAAUGUGGGGCUUAAUCAUGCACCGCAAACAAUUGUUGCUUGUUGUGUGUUGCAUAAUUUGUGUCAGAUUGCAAGAGAGCCUGAGCCUGAGGUUCAAAAGGAUCCUGAUGAAACUGGGGCUCCGGCGAGGGUGCUUGAGAGUGAGAAGCAGUUCUAUUAUUUCGGGGAAAGUUUGAGACAGGCAUUGGCAGACGAUUUGCACCAAAGGCUUUCUUCCCGAUAAGUUAUGAACUUUUGAAAAGAGGUUGAUUUUUUAACCUUGUGUUAUCUGUAAGAAUAUGUAUUUGAGUAGUUUCUAACAUGGCUGAGAUAACUUGCCCGAUUUCAGGCUUUUCGAAUUUCUCAUCCUCGUUUUAGUAAGCAAUAGAAACAGAUUCCAUUAAGUAAAUUUGAUAUUUGAUAUGUAGGGACUUCAUUUUUAA